AUGCCUCCUGAAAUAGACAUAACUUUACCAAUAAAUGGAUAUGAGAAAAUCGACCAAUCAUUAUCUGAUCAUGAUCAGAAUAUAAUACGUAUUAAGAAAUAUCUUCUUAUCCUUCUUUUUAUACAAUUAUUUGUAUGUAUUAUUACUUUUGGUGUUGGCUCUUCUGCAAUAUUAUUUGGAAAUUCUGUUGAUAUUUCAAAUGGAAUUAGAUUAUUGAUACUAGGGAUUGUUUUAACUCUCUAUUAUAUAUUUGGUCUUGUAGUUACAUAUAAACAACAUCGAAUUGGAUUACUUAUAUUUGCAUCAAUUGGAGUGAUUCUUUCAAGUGAUCCUAAUUUUAAAUUAUCUUGUAAUAUUCUACGUUCAAAACUUAUUCCACAAGAAAAAUCAAUAAUUGAUUUGAUUCUUACUAAUAAUAAUCCUGAACAAGCAGAAAUUAUUUUACCUGAUGGACAAAUAUUUGUUUGGUAUUUUGCUAUUGGUAGUAUGAUUAAUCCAAUAUCUCUUUAUCUUCGUGAUUUAACACCGAUCAUAUCUUAUCCUGUAAUAUGCAAGGAUCAUAAAAUUGUAUUUCGAAGUCCUAAUGGAAUGGCUGAUAUUGAAGCUUGUCUCGAUGCCGAAUUUCAUGGAGUUGUUCAUCUGCUUACCAAUGAACAGAUGAAACACUUAGAUGAAAUUGAAUUUACUUAUCAUAGAAUUAAGAUUAAAUGUAUUGAUUAUCAAGGUCAAUAUCAUACAGCUUAUGCUUAUCAAAUGAAUAUUAAAGAUCAAUUAUCUAGUAUUCCAUAUGAACGUUAUUUAGAUAUUAUAGUAAAAGGUUGUGAAUAUUAUGGAGUUCAAUCAGUAUAUAUAAAUCGUUUGAAAGAUGAACAACCAGUUAUACCUCGAAAACAACCAGCAAAUUUUCAAUCAUUUAAAGAUUUUCUAUCUGAUACUUAUUACUCUCUAGACGAGCUGCAAAAACAUAAUGGAGAUGAUCCUUCACUUCCAUUAUGGGUUUCUAUAAAUGGAAAAAUCUUGGAAUAUGCUGGAUUACCACCAAAUGAUCAUCCUGAUUAUGAAGUACAACAAAAAUUUUAUACAUUUGUUAAACAAAAACUUGGUGGACGUGAAGUCACUAAUAUAGCGGCUAAAGGAUUAUAUGACCCAUUAUAUAAAAUACCUUUAAAUGAUGAAGAUAUAUGUGAUGAACAUCGAGCACAAAUUGAAGAUUAUUAUUAUGAUACAUUAGGUAAUUCACAAAAUAAACUCUAUUGGAAACCAAUUGGACGUCUUCGUCAGCCAGACGAUUCAUCAUAA
Molecule: messenger RNA, 1299 nt
Organism: Rotaria sordida
Lineage: Eukaryota; Metazoa; Rotifera; Eurotatoria; Philodinida; Philodinidae
Source: the annotation of a GenBank genome assembly